Cynocephalus volans (Philippine flying lemur) is the source of this 3297-nucleotide messenger RNA. It is a transcript of the gene TMC3, whose product is annotated as transmembrane channel like 3. The transcript has 22 exons. The record is from RefSeq and is a predicted model, not a curated record. Gene Ontology annotation, molecular function: mechanosensitive monoatomic ion channel activity. Gene Ontology annotation, cellular component: plasma membrane. NCBI's taxonomy places the organism in Eukaryota, Metazoa, Chordata, Mammalia, Dermoptera, Cynocephalidae. The coding region runs from base 1 to 3297 and encodes 1098 amino acids.
AUGAAACCCUCAAAGGCAUCCCAGCGCUAUAGAAGCAUCCGGAGAAACGCCAGCCAGCGCUACCUCUACCAGGAGUCCCUGUUGCUCAGCAACUUGGAUGACAACUUUAAUGCUGAUGAAACAGGGGACAGCAGUGAUCCAGAAAAAAUCUUCCAGAAUAUACAGUUCCAGAAAGAACUCAUGGCAAACAUUCGCUGCAGACCCUGGACCAUGGGACAGAAGCUGAGGGCAUUGAGACGAGCGAAGGAGAUUGUGCUGAAGUUUGAAGGGAGGCUGACCAGGACCCGAGGCUACCAAGCAGCAGGUGCAGAGCUCUGGCGGAAAUUUGCUCGUCUCGCCUGUAACUUUGUGGUCAUCUUCAUUCCCUGGGAAAUGAGGAUAAAGAAAAUAGAGAGUCAUUUUGGAUCAGGUGUUGCGUCCUAUUUCAUAUUCUUGAGAUGGUUAUUUGGGAUUAAUAUUGUGCUCACAAUUAUGACAGGUGCUUUUAUUGUCAUUCCAGAGCUGAUUGCAGGCCAGCCCUUUGGAAGCACAGCCAGCAAGACCAUCCCCAAGGAGCAUGUUGCAUCUGCCCGAGACCUGGACACUGUCUGGUCCCUGGGGGGCUACCUCCAGUACUCAGUCCUCUUCUAUGGCUAUUAUGGCAGGGAGAGGAGGAUUGGGAGAGCUGGCUACCGGCUGCCCUUGGCAUAUUUCCUGGUGGGGAUGGCAGUGUUUGCUUAUAGCUUCAUCAUUCUUUUAAAAAAGAUGGCUAAGAACUCCCGCAUGAGCCUUGCCAGUGCUUCCAAUGAAAACUACACCUUCUGCUGGCGGGUGUUUUGUGCCUGGGAUUACCUCAUUGGAAACCCAGAGGCUGCAGAGAGCAAAACGGCUGCCAUCGUGAACAGCAUCAGGGAGGCUAUCCUGGAAGAACAGGAAAAGAAGAAAAGCAAAAACAUGGUGGUAACGAUCUGCCUGAGGAUCAUUGCCAACAUCCUGGUCCUUCUCUCACUGGCUGGGAGCAUUUAUCUCAUCUACUUUGUGGUGGACCGGUCCCAAAAGCUGGAGCAGUCCAAGAAGGAGCUGACGCUCUGGGAAAAGAACGAGGUGAGCGUGGUGGUCUCCCUUGUUACCAUGUUGGCACCAUCAGCCUUUGACCUCAUUGCCGCCCUGGAGAUGUACCACCCACGGACCACUCUGCGCUUCCAGCUAGCAAGGGUCCUUGUGCUGUAUCUGGGAAAUCUGUACAGUUUGAUCAUUGCUCUCCUGGACAAAGUUAACAGCAUGAACAUUGAGGAAGGUACUACCAAAAAUAACACGAAUCAUUGGACAGAGUUUACCACCUUCUUUGCCACCAGGACAGCCCCUGAAGAGAAGUGGUCCAUGCCUCAGCCUGGAACAGGGCUCAGGAACAACAGCACGUGGGCCUUGGAAGAGGCGAGUGUUCCAACCAUGCCUCUUACAAGAGCCAACAGGACCACCAUCUACACCCAGAGCCCUCAAGACCAAUGCUGGGAAACAUACGUUGGCCAGGAGAUGCUGAAGCUCUCCAUCAUUGAUAUGCUCUUCACCGUGGCGAGCAUUCUGCUCAUAGACUUCUUCCGAGGACUUUUUGUUCGGUAUUUGAGUGACUACUGGUGUUGGGACCUGGAAAGCAAGUUUCCUGAAUAUGGGGAAUUCAAAAUAGCUGAGAAUGUGCUUCAUUUAGUCUACAACCAAGGAAUGAUUUGGAUGGGAGCCUUCUUCUCCCCAUGUCUCCCAGCAUUCAACGUUCUCAAACUCAUUGGGCUCAUGUACCUGAGGAGCUGGGCUGUGCUGACCUGCAACGUGCCGCACCAACAAGUAUUUCGAGCCUCCAGAUCCAACAACUUCUAUCUGGCAAUGCUACUGUUUAUGCUAUUCCUGUGCAUGCUGCCAACUGUUUUUGCUAUUGUCCGAUACAAACCAUCUCUAAACUGUGGACCAUUCAGUGGACAAGAGAAAAUUUAUGACAUUGUAUCAGAAACGAUUGAGAAUGACUUUCCCACGUGGUUCCGCUCCGUGGUCGGGUACAUCAGUAGCCCUGUGGUCAUCCUGCCUGCGGUGCUGCUGCUUUUCAUGCUCAUCUAUUACCUUCAGAGCAUUGCACGAUCGUUAAAACUCAGCAACCACCAGCUCAAGAUGCAGAUCCAAAACGCCAGAUCUGAAGAUAAGAAAAAGGUCGCCCAAAUGAUGGAAGCUCGAAUCCAGACCCAGCAGGAGAGCACCAAGAGGCUUCCAAAAGACAGUGACCUCAUCAGCCAGCGGUCCUCAGUGCACUCGGUGACACCCCAAAACAAUGGCAAUGUGGUCAAUUUCGACUCACUGAGCAGUAAGAGUGGCAGGAUAGAGACAGUCACCCAAUCUGUACCCCAGAGUCCCAGGCCCGAGCACAGGGGUCUCAGCUCACCUCUUCCUGGCAUCUCCAAAUCCAGGCCAGAGCAUGAUACUAACAGGUAUCUACGCGGUCCAUGUGCAAGCACAGGUAACCUUCACAAGACCAGAUCCUGCACACCUGUGACUUUCACAAAGCACAUCGAAGAAAUUAACUCAGAACCUCUUUACCGAAAAGACUUUCAGCAAAUCAGCCCUCCUCUUCAUGGACGAGGGGUCCCGACCUUAGUGGCACGUGGUCGUAGACCCCACGCCCCAAGAUAUUAUGUUGUUAAUGAACGUGACUCUUACAAAAAAACCCAGCCAACUUUCUGGCCAGAAAGACAUUUCCAGAUAGAUGCCCUCGGUGACAUUGUGGAGUUGUACCCCAGAAACAUGUGGCAAUAUGUGUCCCGGCUCCCCCAACAGCCUCGCUCUCCACAGCUGAGUGAGGAAGAGGAGGAGGAGGUAAUGAGGAAAGACUUGAUCAAACGCUCUUUCCCCCCUCAUUCCCUGACAGACCUGCAUCAGGCUCCUCACUUUUACAUUGGUGAAAGGUCAGAAAGUCAGACCCUAGCUCCGGAGCACCGACGAAGGAUGCACUACAAGUCUUGGAAUGAUGGUUUUGAGGGUCAACUUGACAGGCCCACGUAUGUGCACAAAAAGUCACGGUCCCGGAAUUUCCAAUACCCACAGCACCCUCUGAAGCCCAGAACCAAGCCCAAGUUUGAACCGUCCCUCACAGAAUCUGAUUCCAUGUCUGCAGCAUCCAGUAGCGACCAGCAGAACAGCAUCAUUGACCAGCACCUGCAAGUCAUCCGCAGCCGGGGCAAGUCCCCAAGGUCUGUGGGCCACCUCAGCAGGACAAAGGCCAAGUCGGGGCAGGAGCUGACCAUGGAUCUGAGUGGCCUGAUUUGCUCAGAUGUCUAA